Messenger RNA from Monoraphidium neglectum, 1911 nucleotides. RefSeq names its product P450 (cytochrome) oxidoreductase. Gene Ontology annotation, cellular component: cytosol. NCBI's taxonomy places the organism in Eukaryota, Viridiplantae, Chlorophyta, Chlorophyceae, Sphaeropleales, Selenastraceae. Gene Ontology annotation, biological process: homocysteine metabolic process. Bases 1 to 1911 code for a protein of 636 amino acids. The transcript has 8 exons. Gene Ontology annotation, molecular function: [methionine synthase] reductase (NADPH) activity; FMN binding; flavin adenine dinucleotide binding. The record is from RefSeq and is a predicted model, not a curated record.
AUGGCGACCUCAGGCACACCUGCACCCGCCGCACCCAUGACGGGCGGCGCGGCAAUCCUGGCGCGCCUGCGUGCGCAGCGUGGCGCUGGCGCUGCUGUUGGCGUGCGGUCAGCCGCGGCGGCGGCGGCCACAGCUCGCAAGGCCCCGCCGCGCGCGCUGUUUCUGUUUGCGAGCCAGACGGGCACGGGCUCCGAGAUCGCCAAGACACUGGCGGCGGAGGCCAAGGGCCACGGCGUGCUGGCGGAGGCCAUGUCUCUGAAUGAGCUGGGCUGGGGCAACUUCACGCCCGAAAAGGCACCAGUGGUGGUGGUGGUAGCGGCGUCCACAGGUGACGGCGAUCCGCCGGACAACUCUGCGGCGUUCUACGUGCAGCUGAAGAAGCCCCACCCCGCGGACCGCCUCAAGGGCGUCAAAUUCGCGGUGCUCGGGCUGGGUGACUCCAACUACACACGCUUCAUGCAUGUGUCGCGCACCAUCCGCUCGCGCUUUACUGAGCUGGGGGCGUCGGAAUUUAUCCCGCUGGUGGAGGCGGACGAGGUGGACGGCCUGGAGGGCAAGGUGGACCCGUGGUGCGAGAACAUUUGGGGGCCGCUCAAGACUGCGCUCGCGGAGGCAGCAGGCAACUCUGCAGCGCCACAGGCAACAGGCAACACUGCGCCGCCAGCAGCAGUCAACACAGCAAAGCCCGCCGCCCCGGCCCCACUGGCUUUCACCCCGGCAGCAGCAGAGCAGCAGCAGGCGGCUGCGGCGACAGCCCCGGCAGGCCUGGUGGACGGCCUGGCCCCGGAGGGUGCCGACGUGCGGGGCGCCCCCGCACUGGCGGAGCCCCGUAUCGAGGUGGUACUGGACGUGUCGCCAGAGGUUGCCCAGCUCGCUCGGGAACGCGACACGUCGCGGCCCACGCCCAAGCAGGCAGCUUAUCGAGACGAGGGCGGUACUUACAGCGCGGCAGCCCCCUUCUGGGCCAAGGUGGCAGGCGCCAGGCUGCUUACAGCGCCUGGCUCUGACCGAGUGGUGGUGCACUGCGAACUGGACAUUGCUGGCAGCGGCAUGGCAUACACUGCGGGCGACUCAAUCGGCAUCCUGGUGCAGCUCGCCAAGCCGUUGGGACCCCUGAAACCCUGCCUACCCUCCCUGGCUCUGCUCCUGGACCCCAAGAAUGAUCCGGCCCUGGUGGACGCGCUGCUGCGGCGGCUUGGACUAGAAAGCUCAACAGUGUUUGGCGUAAAGGCGGCAGAUGGCACCCCCUCGGGUGUGUCCCUUCUGCCCCACAUUGAGUGGCCCUGCACUCUGAGCCACGCCUUUGGGCACGGAGUAGACAUCACCGGUGUGCCGCGCAAGAGCCUGCUGCGGCUUCUGGCGGAGCACUGCAGCGACGCGGCAGAAAAACGGACACUGCUGUUCCUGUGUGCGCGUGCCGGGCGUGAGGACUACCAGCGGGAAAUGGUGUUGGGGCAGCCGACGCUGCUGGACCUGCUCAACAGGUGGGAGGAGGGGGGCGCAGCCACAGCCGCGGCGGGCGGUGACCCGGCUGUGGCGCUGGGUGAGGCGUGGCUGUACUUUGGCUGCCGCCGUCGCGACGAGGACUACCUCUAUGGUGCUGAGCUGGAGGCGUUUGAGGCCAGCGGGGACCUCGCGCGGCUGCGGGUGGCGUUCAGCCGUGAGGGCGCAGCCAAGGAGUACGUCCAGCACCUCAUGGCACGGGACGGCGCGGCACUGGCCAAGCUGGUGCUGCAGGACGGCGCCCACGUGUUCGUGUGCGGCGAUGGCGCGGCCAUGGCCAAGGACGUGCACGCGGCGCUGGCUGGGGCGCUGCGGGACUACGGGGGCCUGGGGGAGGCGGAGGCGGAGGCGCAGCUCAAAACCAUGGCAGCCAGCGGCGCGUAUGUGCGGGACGUGUGGUGUGCGUGA